CCGAGGGGCGGGGCCGGAGCAGCGCGAGCGCCGCCGAGCGACGGAGGGCGCCCCCCCCGCGGAUGCAGCGUGAGGGCGGCGCUGGACGCUCGUGCGGGAUGGGGCUGCACGCAGCCUACGCGCAGCUGGACCCUCUGGAGCCCCGUGAGGCGCCGCCCCCCAAGCGCCCCCCCAGCACCGCGCUCUUCGCCGUCCUCUCCGCGCUCUUCCUCCUCACCUUCCUCGUCCUCGGCCGCCUGCGGCUCGGCGGCGACGCCGACGGCAGCGCCGGCUCCUGCGGGGACGCCUGCAGGAUCGUGCUGGUGGAGAGCGUCCCCGAGGGAAUGGCCCCGAGCGCCGGCCGCGCGCCCAACCCGUCCACCUUCGACGCGUGGCUGGGGCUGCUGGGCACGGCCGCCCGCAGCGUGGACAUCGCCUCCUUCUACUGGACGCUGACCAACGAGGACACGCGGACGCACGAGCCCAGCGCGGCGCAGGGCGAGCGGAUCCUGGCGGAGCUGCUGCGGCUGCCCGGGCGCGGCGUGGCCGUGCGCGUGGCCGUCAGUGCGCCCUCGGCCAAGGCGCCGCUGGACGAUCUCCGGGCGCUGGAGCGCAGCGGUGCGGCUGUGCGCGCCGUGGACCUGCCGCGCCUCACCGGCGGCGUCCUGCACACCAAGUUCUGGCUCGUGGACGGCGUCCACCUCUACGUCGGCAGCGCCAACAUGGACUGGAGGUCCCUGACUCAGGUGAAGGAGCUCGGAGCCGCCGUCUACAACUGCAGCUGCUUGGCCCAGGAUUUGGGCAAAAUCUUCGAGGCCUACUGGGCUCUGGGCGUUCCCGACGCGUCCAUCCCGGCGCCGUGGCCGGACAACUACUCCACCGCCUUCAACAUGGAGACGCCGCUGGAGCUGGCGCUCAACGACACCGCGGCCGCCGUCUACUUCUCGAGCUCCCCGCCCCCGCUCUGCGCCGCCGGCCGCACCCAGGACCUGGACGCCCUCCUGUCGGUCAUCGACGGCGCCGAGGCCUUCGUGGACGUGGCGGUGAUGAGUUACCUGCCCACCACCGAGUUCUCGCGGCCCGAGCGCUUCUGGCCGGCCAUCGACGAGCGGCUGCGCAAGGCCGUGUUCGAGCGCGGCGUGCGGCUGCGGCUGCUGGUGGGCUGCUGGCGGCACAGCCGCGCCUCCAUGUUCCCCUUCCUCAAGUCACUCGCCGCCGUCGCCGACAACCACACGCACUACGACGUGGAGGUGGUGGGUACCGCGGGCACGGUGCCCUCAGGGGGUGACAGUCCCUCAGAGGGUGACAGUCCCUCAGAGGGUGACAGUCCCUCAGAGGGUGACAGUGCCCUCAGGGGGUGACAGUCCCUCAGAAGGUGACCGUCCCUCAGGGGGUGACAGUCCCUCAGAAGGUGACAGUGCCUCAGAGGGUGACAGUCCCUCAGAGGGUGACGGUGCCCUCAGAGGGUGACAGUGCCCUCAGAGGGUGACAGUGCCCUCAGGGGGUGACGGUGCCCUCAGAGGGUGACAGUCCCUCAGAGGGUGACAGUGCCCUCAGAGGGUGACAGUCCCUCAGAGGGUGACGGUGCCCUCAGAAGGUGACGGUGCCCUCAGAGGGUGACAGUGCCCUCAGGGGGUGACGGUGCCCUCAGAGGGUGACAGUGCCCUCAGAGGGUGACAGUCCCUCAGAAGGUGACAGUGCCCUCAGGGGGUGACAGUGCCCUCAGAGGGUGACAGUGCCCUCAGAGGGUGACAGUGCCCUCAGGGGGUGACAGUCUCUCAGAAGGUGACAGUCCCUCAGAGG
Corvus hawaiiensis (hawaiian crow) is the source of this 1782-nucleotide messenger RNA. RefSeq names its product 5'-3' exonuclease PLD3-like. NCBI's taxonomy places the organism in Eukaryota, Metazoa, Chordata, Aves, Passeriformes, Corvidae. The record is from RefSeq and is a predicted model, not a curated record. Gene Ontology annotation, molecular function: catalytic activity.